AUGGAAGGUCUUACUAGGCUUAUUAAGAAGGCAAUGGAGAAGAAUUUGUUCAAAGGGUCUUCGGUGAAUGGAACUGUUUCUUAUGAUGUUGUGCAGUUUGCAAAUGAUACUUUCAUUGUUGGAGAGGGUAAUUGGGGUAAUCUUUGGUGCAUUAAGGCUCUUAUCAUAGGGUUUGAAUUGGUGUCGGGGUUGAGCAUUAACUUCUUCAAAAGUAGCAUUUGUGGGGUAAAUCUGAAACCUGAGUUCUUGGAAGCGGCUUCUGCUCUUCGGCAUUGCAGAAUUCACUCUCUUCCAUUUAAGUUUCUGGGAAUUAUGGUGGGUGAUAGUCUGAGGAAAAGUAAGUCUUGGAAAUUUGUUUUUGAUCACUUGAGCAAUAGAUCAUAUGUGUGGAAAGGUAGAAAUUUGUCGGUAGGAGGUAGAGCGGUUUUGAUUAAUUCAGUGCUCAACACAUUAUCGGUUUUCUCAUUGUCUUUCUAUAAGGCUCAUGCGGUGGUCAUUAAGGAAAUUGUCAAAAUCUAA
Lathyrus oleraceus (garden pea) is the source of this 519-nucleotide messenger RNA. RefSeq lists its product as uncharacterized. The transcript has a single exon. The record is from RefSeq and is a predicted model, not a curated record. NCBI's taxonomy places the organism in Eukaryota, Viridiplantae, Streptophyta, Magnoliopsida, Fabales, Fabaceae. Bases 1 to 519 code for a protein of 172 amino acids.